AACGCGCAUCGCGAAGAUUUCCGAGCAGCGCCUUCCACAUUUCCAACAAACGUAACUGUGCCUUUUGUUUGCAGUCGUAUUAGUCACGCAUCACACAGCAACACAUCAUCACAAUGCCUCUCGACACCAGCACCUACUCAUUGGCCCUCUUGCGCCUCGACGGCCGACGAUGGAACGAACUGCGCAGGAUUCACGCCCAAAUCUCGACCCAAGCCGCUGCAGAUGGAUCUUCCUACCUCGAACAGGGCAACACCAAGAUCCUCGUAUCCGUCACGGGACCCCAUGAAGGCCGCCAAUCCGGACAGCGAGGCGGCGCGGACAAGCAAGCCAAAGUCGAAGUAGAGAUCAAUUUCGCCGGCUUCAGUGGGGUAGAGCGACGGAAGCGCAAGAGCGAUAAGCGGACAAGCGAAAUGGAGCAUUGCAUACGAUCGGCGUUCGAGGGCGUGCUAUUACUGCAUCUUUACCCGCACUCAACAAUUACUCUCAACAUUCACAUUGUCUCGCAGGAUGGGUCGUUACUGGCGGCGUGCAUCAACGCCUCGACGCUUGCGCUUAUUGAUGCUGGCAUACCCAUGACCGACUACCUUGUCGCCUGUACCGCUGCUUCUUCUGCAUCUGCCUCUGCUGCCGACAACGCGUCCGCCGAUGAUCCGCUACUAGACCUCAACAACCAAGAGGAGCUCGAGCUUCCUUUCUUGACCGUCGGCACGCUCGGAGAGAGCGAUAAAGUAGCUGUGUGUCUGAUGGAGAGUAGAGUAAGGAUGGAAAGGUUAGAAAGCAUGUUGGCCGUGGGCAUUGAGGGUUGCAAGAGGAUGCGUAACAUACUGGACGGCGUUGUGAAGGGCUAUGGCAAGAGAUUUGGAUGAAGAGAUGUGUGAGAAUAUAAUGACCCAAUAUACAUCCAGCGCUACGCAGCGCAGGCACGCGUCAUGUGGGACCGAUAGUAGUUGGCAAGAGCCAACUUCCUUCGGCGCGCGUAGCUCAAAGAUGAAGUGCGACUAACGCAUCCAGCGACUUCUUUUCAAAAGAUAGCUACGUAUUUUAGGCUACAAGACUACUCCAACAUAACAAGAAGAAUGAAAGCUUUUCGCGGCCUGUUUCACCGGCUAUGGCGACAUCA
Molecule: messenger RNA, 1120 nt
Organism: Pyrenophora tritici-repentis Pt-1C-BFP
Lineage: Eukaryota; Fungi; Ascomycota; Dothideomycetes; Pleosporales; Pleosporaceae
Product: Rph, RNase PH
Biological process (GO): nuclear mRNA surveillance; U4 snRNA 3'-end processing; rRNA catabolic process
Cellular component (GO): cytoplasmic exosome (RNase complex); nucleolus; nuclear exosome (RNase complex)
Source: RefSeq, a predicted model, not a curated record